CAAGAUUCAAGGAGUACGCCGAGACAAAGAUUGAAAACUGCCAAGCAACAAACACCCCUCACAUGUUUGCAAUGUUGUCACAAAGCCAUGCGAAUAUUUAUCUCAUACAAUAUGUGUGAGCCUGGUAUGCCAAGUGGGGAUGAGCUAUUUAUAGAUGUUCCGCCAUUGUUAUUUUAGUGCUUGGCGGGAAUACCCCUCCGAAAUGUUGGGUGUAGUUGCUGAAAAUACCUUGGGUAAAAAGAAAAAUAACAAGAAUGCUGUAGCCAAGAAAAUGUCGCUGAGCAGUGCGUGAUUUAUAUAAAGAGUGUCCGAUACAGGAAACGUAGCAUUUUCGCAAUAACUGAUUUCUUCUUUUGCAAGACACUUUUGAUUUGUGGAUUGUGAACAUAUACCCUCAAGACAAACACCUUCGAACGAAAAACAACCAUACCCGACACAACCGACGCAUCCGACAUGCCGAGCCAUCGCGCCGUGUACCCAAGUGCGUACGACGAGGACCCAUAUGCCCGAUACAGCGGCCCACCUCCACCCCAAAACCCCUACCACCACCGUCCCGCAUACCCCAGUCCCCGUGAGUACGAAGAUGAUGGAUACGAACCCAGACGAGCAUACCCGCCUGUGCACCACGCACCCAACUAUGACCACGAAUACGACCGUCCGCAGUAUGACCGUCAACCAAGAGGACCUCCACCACCACGGGCGCGACAGGAAGCAUGGACACCUCCCGAGGGCGCCAAGAAAGGGAAGAAAGAAAAGAGAGAUAAAAUAGAGCGAUACGAGGAGGAACCCAAACCGAGUGAUGAUAAUGUCAAGAAUCGGAAAUGCCAUGAUGUGUUUUGGCUCAUUUUGUUUAUCAUUGCUUUUGGAGCCAUGGUUGCGAUUGGAUACUAUUCAAUUCGGUACGGAAACGUCAAUCGUCUCUUAUAUGGUCGGGAUUCAGAGGGUAACCUCUGUGGAUCCAUCAAUGGUACUGAUUCCGCCCGUGAUCUUCGUAACGAAACGUAUCUCUACUAUUUUGACCUUGACGUGAACAACACGUACAAGAGGUGUGUCUACGAGUGUCCUCAGCACACGGCUGACUACAAUUAUAUUGUGUGUCCAUAUGACAUUUCACCUGCAUCCGACGUCCAAGGUCGGAUGUGGCAGGUUGGAAAUGGAACAUGUACCCUUACGCUUCAAUCUGAAGCCGUUUUGCAUCGGUGUAUACCCACGAUUUUGUUGGCGGACAUUCGAGCGGCUGCGAAUGCAACAUACUACAAUCAAACCUUCCAGUCGACGGCGUCGCCAAAUUGGGGGAAAACACUCUCAUUAGAUUUCAAUGGUCGAGACGUUGCUACAAUGAUUUUCCAAGACCUUGCUGAAAAUUGGUGGGUCAUUUCGGUCUGUGUUGGAGCAGCAUUCAUCUUGUCGGCGACAUGGUUGUUGCUUCUGCAGUUCUUUGCGGGGUUCCUUGUUUGGUUCACGAUUUCGCUGGUGUUGCUUGCUGGAUGGGGUCUGGCGGGGUACUUUAUUUAUAAUUACUUGAGAAUUACGGUGUUGCAUCAAGGGUUCUUGGGGACUGGAUUUGGGCAAGUGGAUGCGGCCCUUUACAAUGAGAAGCUGUUAUUGACGUUGGGUUGUGUGAUUGGUGGUAUCGCCCUCAUCCUUACCCUCAUCAUCCUAUGCAUGCUCCGUCGAAUUCGUCUUGCGGUCCGAAUCAUCAAAGAAGCAAGCACAUCCAUGAAAGCCAUGCCCAUGAUUGUUUUCUUCCCGUUCUUUAAGUACCUUGUGCUCCUUAUCUGGAUGGUUGUGUUUAUCGGCGUGAUGGCCCUCCUUGCCACAUCGGGUGACGUGAUUGCCGGUGCAGUAGAAGCAGAUAUUAAUGAAGGAUUGAGCAAUAUUGGGAAGCAUUACUCGUCAUCGGGGACGUUACAGUACCUGCAAGUGUAUUUCGUGUUUGGGUUCUUGUGGGUUUACAACUGGAUUGUCGCGAUCGGGCAGUGCACAGUUGCUGGAGCCAUUGCGUGUUGGUACUGGGCCCGAGACAAGAAAGCCCUUCCUUCCCUCCCUGUUCUCAAAUCCUUCGGUCGGACCCUCCGAUACCACCUCGGUUCGCUGGCGUUUGGUUCACUCAUCAUUGCCAUCGUUCAGUUGAUACGUCUCCUGAUUGUUGAGGCGCAACGACGGGUCAAGGGAACAGGAAACAAGGCAGCACAAUACUGUUUGUGCUGUCUCCAGUGCUGCUUCAAGUGCAUUGAAAAGCUGUUGAAAAUGUUGACAAAGAAUGCAUACGUUGAGAUCGCCGUCUAUGGAUACAGUUUCUGUACGGCCGCAAGGAUGGCGUUGGAGAUUAUCGCUGCGAAUGCACUUCGCAUCAUCAUUGUCAACAAAGUCAGCAAUUUCCUCAUCUUCAUCGGCAAACUCGCUGUUGUGUUUAUCACAGGUCUUGGAGGUCUCGGCCUAAUGGUCUACCUCGAAAAGGACACCGAAGUCUUCGCCAACUAUGCCGUUCCCCUCGUGUUUAUCAUUAUCUUCUCCUACAUCACCGCAACCGCCUUCCUCUCCACUUUUUCGAUGGCCAUCACAACCAUUUUCAUUUCGUUUUGCGAAGACUCACAACGGAAUGAUGGUUCCAGGGAACGACCUUACUACAUGUCAAAGGGAUUGCAAAAGUUUGUGGAUAAACAUGCGCAUGAUAAACCGGUAGUGUAGGCUGACGAUGUGAUGGGGGAUGGGGGCAUUUUGUAUCGUGAAUUCGUUUGUUUUGAUAAAUGAGCUUUCGAGGGGAUUAUGCAGGAUACUUUGCUUUUGUCAGUCAAAAUGUGACAACGACUUGG
Messenger RNA from Spizellomyces punctatus DAOM BR117, 2816 nucleotides. RefSeq lists its product as uncharacterized. The coding region runs from base 454 to 2691 and encodes 745 amino acids. Gene Ontology annotation, biological process: transmembrane transport. The record is from RefSeq and is a predicted model, not a curated record. The transcript is spliced from 4 exons. Gene Ontology annotation, molecular function: transmembrane transporter activity. Lineage: Eukaryota; Fungi; Chytridiomycota; Chytridiomycetes; Spizellomycetales; Spizellomycetaceae. Gene Ontology annotation, cellular component: membrane.